This is a messenger RNA of Loxodonta africana (African savanna elephant), 3228 nucleotides long. It is a transcript of the gene DLGAP5, whose product is annotated as DLG associated protein 5. Gene Ontology annotation, biological process: kinetochore assembly; G protein-coupled receptor signaling pathway; regulation of mitotic cell cycle. The record is from RefSeq and is a predicted model, not a curated record. Gene Ontology annotation, molecular function: microtubule binding. The transcript is spliced from 18 exons. Bases 293 to 2869 code for a protein of 858 amino acids. Gene Ontology annotation, cellular component: spindle pole centrosome; cytoplasm; nucleus. Lineage: Eukaryota; Metazoa; Chordata; Mammalia; Proboscidea; Elephantidae.
UCCUCUCAAGCCCAUGCUGUGAACCGCCCCCUCACCUUUCAAUCAAUUCAAAUAUCGCACGGAGCAAACCAAUCGCAAGCCUUGUCGAAGGGAAAAGGCGGCACCUUGCCCGGAAGUGCUGGUUAAAGUCCCUCCAAUCAGAGGCUAGGUGCGGGAAGUUUGAAUUUGGCGGACUCUCCGGGUGUUUGCGUUCCUGCUCCCUGGCGGCGGUGGUCUCCCAGGCCGAGUUGUUAUUGUUAGGGUGCCUUUACUUUUCGUUUUGCUGAGGUUUCACGCUAGAAGGUGCUUCAGGAUGUCUUCGUCACACUUUGCCAGUCGACACAGAAAAGAUUUAAGUACUGACAUGAUUAGAGCCAAAAUUGCUCGUAGGAAAUCACUGUCUCAGAAAGAAAACAGACAUAAGGAAUACGAACGAAAUAGACAUUUUGGUUUGAAAGACAGCAACAUUCCAAUCUUGGAACAUAGAGUUCUUGCUUCAUUAGAUGAGACAUCUCAAGAGCUUGUUCCAGAAAAGGCCAAUGUCAAGCCAAGGUCAGCUAAAGCUGUUCUAGGUGAUCAACGAAAACAAAUGCUACAAAAAUACAAAGAAGAAAAGCAGCUUCAAAAAUUGAAAGAGCAGAGAGAGAAAGCCAAACGAGGAGUAUUUAAAGUGGGUCUUUAUAGACCUGAUAAGCCUGGUUUUCUUUUGUCUCUUUCAAAAUCAAAUGCUGUGAAAGCUGAGCCCAAAAAGGCCGUUCCAUCAUCUUCCAUACGGAUUACAAGGUCAAAGGCCAAGGAGCAAAUGGAGCAGAUUAAGAUUGAUAAUGGGAGCAUUCAAGCAAUCCAGUCUGGUCAAAGAGUAACUUCUGAAAAGAAAGUGUUGGACAAAGAGAAAAAAGUCCCUGCAUCGGUGAGAAUGACUCGAUCAGCUACUCAAGCAGCAAACCAAAUUGCCAGAAUAGUCUCAUCUACCACAAUAAGAAAGCCAGCCUCAAGAGUUACUAACGGUAAUGAACUAGAAGGAAAGGCACCAACUAAAGGAAGACCUAUCAAAAAGGUAGAAGCAAAACCUGACAAGGACAUUUCUUUUAAAGUUGGUAAUAAAGAAAACAUGUUGGAUUCACAAACCAGUGCAACAAAUGAAAUGGAUCCAGGUGGAACUUUAUCAAAAGUGGAAAAUUUACCUAAGACAAAUACUACAAAAAUGAAAGGGAAGAAUUCCUUUGCACCCAAAGAUUUUAUGUUUCAGCCACUGGAUGGUCUGAAGACCUAUCAAGCAACAACCGUGAUUCCCACAACAACCAAUGCUUUCUUGACACCUAGUUACACCUGGACUCCUUUAAAAGCAGACGUUGAUGAGACUGAAGAAGCAACAAAUGAGAUUUUGGCACAAAAAUGUAAAACUCACUUUGCUGAGACAAUAGAGCAAGAUGCAAAUACAGCACAGUGUCCUUUGGGUUCUCCAACAGUUUGGAAUAAAGAGCAAGUCUUAAACAAAAACGAAGCUGCUACUAAAAAUUCAAACGGCCUCCCAAUUAAAGAAGCCUCAUCACUUGAGAUAAACGAAGGUCAGAUAUCUCAGCCACAACAUGAUGUGCCUUAUUUUAGAAGUAUUCUUCAGUCGGAAACUGAAAAAUUAACUUCACGCUGCCUUGAGUGGGACAAGCAGCUUGAAUUGGACAUUCCAGAUGAUGCUAAAGAUCUUAUUCGCACAACAGUUGGUCAAACAAGACUUCUUAUGAAGGAAAGAUUCAAACAGUUUGAAGGACUGGUGAAUGACUGUGAAUAUAAACGAGGUGAAAAGGAGACCACCUGUACAGAUCUGGAUGGAUUUUGGGAUAUGGUUAGUUUUCAGAUAGAUGAUGUAAACAAAAAAUUCAACAAUUUGAGCAAGCUUGAGGAAUCUGGGUGGCAACACAAUAAUAGUACAAGCAAAAAAGUUGUUCGGAAAAAAGUUGUGUCAAGUAUAGCGAGUAAACCAAAACAGGAUGAUGGUGGAAGAAUUGCAGCUAGAAAUCGCCUAGCUGCCAUAAAAAAUGCAAUGAGAGAGAGAAUUAAGCAGGAAGAACAUGGUGACACUGCAGUCUCUGUAAUACCAAAGGAAGUUGAUAAAAUAGUGUUUGAUGCCGGAUUUUUCAGAAUUGAAAGUCCAGUUAAAUCAUUCUCAGGACUUUCUAUCUCUUCUGAGCAUCUUUCUCAAAGACUUAGAACACCUAAGUCUGUCAGCAAAGCUGUGUCUCAGAGCACUGCUGAGAUGAACCAUCUAAGACAAACUAUGACACCAGAGAAUCCUGAUCUUCAGAGCACCAAAAGUGAACACAUUGUUGAUAAGACUUUGCUUUCAAAUAUUCCUGAAAACAGGAACAGCAUGGUAGAAGAUGCCCAGUGUCCUGGAUUACAGGAUUUAACUGAAGUAAACCAUGAUGCAAAUAAGAUAAACUUUGAGAUGGAUUGUUUACCCAGUGAAAGAAUGAAUUUGCUCCUACUUGCUGGUGAAGUAGCAGAUAAUUCUAAAAAAAUGGAAGGCAUGUCGGAUGUUGUGGAAGGAAUGGAACUGAACUCUCCCAUCAUAGCACAAGAUGUUUUGAUGAGUAGCCUUGAAAAAUAUGUACCAUCACAAAGUAACAUUUCACAGGAGGAAGAAACUAAAAUUUCUUUGUGUCAAUCAGGACUAUUUGAUAAUAAAAUUCUCACUACUGAAUGCCGUCUUCUUGAUUCAGUAAGUUUCCAAAUAAGUUUCUUUAUUCUAGAUUUCUUUUAUAAAAUGGCUACUACUCGCUUUUACAUUUAUGUGCAAAGUUUAAAAUUUAUAUCAUGUCAUUAUUUUGCUUGCUUUGAAAUCUAUUCUUUUUCUCAAGAGGCAAACAUUUCCCAUGUUUAUGUACUUUAAAAUAUCCUGGUUUAGUAUUAAAUCCUGAAGAUUCAUUUCCAUGUAUGAUUUAUAUAUCAAAUUUUUUAUGACAAGUUGCUUGACUAAAAUAUCUAAUGUGUGGCUUGGAUUAUGCUGGGUGUUUGUAAGUGAUGCAAGAAAAAUAUAUGGCAAGGUUUUUGCUCUUCUAAACCUACAAUUGGGGAGAUAAUGUCUAUCCCACCUGCAGUCACCACUGGUUAUUUUAGUUUAAUUCUUUUAGAUUAUUUAUGUCCUGCCCUUUUAUUUGGAAGCUUUCCCCAGCCUUAACUCUUGGUAGCCUUUACCUCUAAAUCUAGUUCAAACAUUAGCCUUCUUGCCAAGGCUUCCUGGUUCUCACU